Messenger RNA from Nicotiana attenuata, 1208 nucleotides. RefSeq lists its product as uncharacterized. Lineage: Eukaryota; Viridiplantae; Streptophyta; Magnoliopsida; Solanales; Solanaceae. The transcript is spliced from 3 exons. Bases 214 to 762 code for a protein of 182 amino acids. The record is from RefSeq and is a predicted model, not a curated record.
CGAAACCUCUCAAAUGGUGGUUGGUGCUGGGUGCUGGACCACUCCAUGUGGUGGCCCGCGAAUUUACAAAGUCGCUCUCCCCCCACCCCCCAUGAUCUCAUGAUCGAUUCGCCCUCAAAUUUCUGAAUUCUUCUGAACUUGAAAACAGAAAUAUUAAGAAUUCAACUACACUGAACGAAUAAGCAAAGGAAAAUAGAGAGGAACUCGGUGGAAAUGAAGGAUGACGAUGCGUUGCCGGUAUCUACGCCGACGGCACAUUCAACGGUGAUCACAACAUCCACACUUCCGAGAAAGGAAAGUUCUAAUUCCCUAUUCGGAAGAGGUCGCUACAGGUUUUGGGCCUUGGCAGCUAUCCUAUUGCUCGCCUUCUGGUCAAUGCUUACCGGUACAGUUACUCUCCGGUGGUCUGACGGCAAUCUCAAUGGCCUCUCCGACGACUUCGAUACUCAUCUCCCUGAAGAUCUCGAUGUUCUCGAAAUGGAGGAGAGGGAGAAAUUAGUGAAGCAUAUGUGGGAUGUAUAUACGAAUAGUCAUCGGAUAGGAUUAACUAAGUUUUGGCAGGAGGCUUUUGAGGCGGCCUAUGAGGAGUUAUCGAGUGAUGUUCCUGAAGUUCGAGAUGCUGCUAUCUCUGAAAUUGCUAAAAUGUCUGUCCGUUCCAUUGAUAUCGAGUCACCAUCUCUCCAAUCAUCGGCAACACGAGAAUUAAAUCUGAGGCAAUCAGAUGACGAACAAAUAAUGACCACAACAGGAAGUAAAUUAUGACUUGAAGAACAUCCAGAAACCAAAUUUGCAUAGUGCCACUUUUCACAGGCUGAAUGAUAACAUAUGUUCGCUUGCAGUCUCGUAUACACUGAGAGAGUAUUUGGGAAAAGAUUACACUCAUGUUCCAUACAUUUUUGCAACUCAGAUGAAACAGGGCAUUUCUUUAUUUUUUUUAUCCUUGCACCCUCCCCACCCCCUCCAUUUAAUCAGCCCAGGGGUACAGAAAUAGCGUCAUUAUUUAAGUAGCUGUUUGCAAAAGAAAAUUUUAUAAGAUUGUUGCACGGUUUCGACAUUGAAUCUCCUCCUAAUUUUUACUGAGUGAUUGUAUUUAUGGUAAUACGAACUUGCAACGAAAUAGAAAUUCCAUACUGCUUAUUUGUUACUAGCCUCUGUAGUGUUUUUGUGUUGGACGCCAAUAAAACUUGCAGCUGUAAUGGUACCCAUUA